GAAAUCGCGGCGUCUGUCCAAUGUGAUUUUGAAAUAAAAACAAGUUAACAGCAUAGCGCGAUGAACGCAAACAAACGGAGAAGUUCGUUGCGCAAGGCGCCGACCAAAGAAGAUGAGACGACCACAACAUCCGCGAUCAAACAACAAAUCAAGCGACGCAUCAGUUUCAGUGGCAAGAAAUCCGUCAGGGAAUUUGUCAACACCAAGGAGACCAACAACUGGGACGACUCAUACGAGGUGUCGGAAAACCAUGCUGAGGACAGCUCGGGAUCGAAAUGCUUAAUAGGAUCAACUUCAGUUGCAAAGGUUCCCGAAGCUGCCGACAAGGAGAACAUUCCCUUGCGCAGCGUUUGUGAGCGGGAGCGUGUCGACCUGUCCGUGAAUCUUCAGAACAGCGUUGAUUUCACGCUGUUGUCUUGCGAAAUGAUGGACAAAUCCAGGAAGACCACCUCCUCCGCUGUGUCCUUUUGCUUGUCCUCCGAGGAGCGAAAACUGUUGCAAAUCAGUCUCAGCGACCGGCAGUUGGGGGACAAGACCAUGGAUCUGAUGUCCGGAUCUCUCGUAAACCGCAUUCAAAUCCCGCCAAGCGUUUGUGAGGAAUCCUCCUUCAAAUUGCCACCAAAAGAGAGAGAAAAGGGGGUACACACGCCAGCGGUCAAGGCUGUGAGUGACUCCUUCAUGGACAUCACGCCAUUGGGAUUUACUGAUCCUACUCCUUCUGCUCCUGCUCAUGCUGCUCCCGCUCCGGUUUCCGCUCCAGCUCCUGUUACAACUCUGUAUCCUCCAGCUCAGCAAAGUUCAAUGGAGCUGGAAGACGACAGCAUUGUGAGGGAGAUGCGCGAGUUUACCAAAAACCAGACAAAAACACCGGCGCAGAAAUCGCUUUUCAUAGAUAUAGAGGAAACCAAGAAUGAAAAAAAUGGAGCAACUGGAGGUGUAUUACUCCCAUUGAAUGCAGUUUCCAAUGACCGAGAUCGUUCGCCAUCAAACUCAUUCGAGAGCCUCAACAGCACCAUGAACUUUACGAGAGAUGAGUCCAUGCUGAUACCAUUCGACAUGAUUUCGGGGAAAAACAUAAGCAAAAAACUCAAUUUCCGUCAACUCAACGAAGACCUAGAGGCGGGUAAGAUCCAGAUAUUUCCAAAUGGGCCAAAAACGCCGACAACGGAUCGCAAGGACAAGAAAAAUAGAUUUUGGCGUGGCCUGGAAGAGGAAGCACCAGACGAUAGAAGUCCAAAGAAGGAUAUAAGGAGCAUAAUGCCACGAGGAGCGUUAAAUUUCAGUGAGAACAUGACCUUGUCGCCGACGAAAACAAGUCCAGUUCGAAAGGACAACGAGCAACUGAAGGUGGUGGAUGAGAAGCAAAAGUAUCGACUGUCCCAGGCGGAUGAGAUGAUGCUUGACAAUACCAACUUCUUGGCUCAUGCCAGAUUGGGCGACGAAACCCAGUCGAGAAAUACGUCGAAGAACUCGACGAGGAGGGAGACCACUUACGAAAACCCGGAGUUGAAUUUGGAAUAUCCUACGCUAAGUCAGGACUUUCAACCGAUUCCGAGUUCCAAGCCUCGUAAAACUGAUUUUGUGGCUGAAGUAAUGCAGAUGAGUCAGAUAGAUUAUCCUGCUAUUCCUGAAUUGAAAACUGUUCCCACACGACGCACCGUGCAUCUAAAUGAAUCCAUGGAUCAUGAAGCUACGAAGUCUACGUACGUGAGGAAGGAGAUUUCGGUUACCACGCAGGAGACUAUCUACGAAAAAUCCACAACCAACGAGCAGAACACCAACCAAAAACACACCGGUUGGGCCUUCACUAAAACCAAACGCAGGGAGACGCUUUUGAUGCAGGAAAGCAUGGAGGAGGACAUCAUUAGUCCUCUCAAGGAUUUACAUAUAAAGCACAACGCGGCUCCCCGAGAAACACGUCAAUCCGAAGUGGACCAUACACUUUAUUUAGCAGAAGCACUGGAAGAAACGUUAAACCAAAGUAAAAUGUUACCUAUUAAAAAUGUUUCCCCUAGAAAUAACGACAUCAAAGCGAGGAAAACCCUGCUAUUAGAGGAACCCAUGGAAGAGGAAAUGAGUAGUAAAAUUGUUCACAAUUCCAAAAGAAAGACUUUGCACUUAGCGGAACCUCUGGAUGAGGAGGAAGUCAUUUCAGACAAGCACUUAUCAUUCAAAGAUUUCGCGCAUCAAAAAAACAAAUCCAAGGGUCGGCAAACUGUUUUGUUAGAAGAGCCCAUGGAAGAGGAACUAUUUCGAAAUCAGAAAAAUCCACCAGAAUUUGAUUUGAAAAGAAACAAGACAGGACCUCUGGAAUACAGUCAACUAAACCAAGGCAAAAGUUUCACUUCGAAAAACAAAUCCAAAGCUAGACAAACUCUCCUGGUCGAAGAACCAAUGGAGGAGGACUCCGAAUGUAACAGUAAAGAUCCACAAACUUAUAAUAAUAGCAAACCUGGAGAGGACGACAUAAAUAAGAUCACCAAGUCCAGACAAACUAUUCGUAUGUCAGAACCUUUGGAGGAGGAUAUGUGUCUUCCAAUGCUAAAGAAUAAGUCAAUAGUGUCCCAAAAAGCAAUAGAUGAAUCAUCUAAGAAGCAGCGACCAAAAUCGAGGCAUACUCAAUUAUUCUCUGAGUCCAUUGAAGAAGAACGUAUUCAGGAGGACCUGCCAGCUGGAAGGGAGACUGGAUCAGCUAGACAACAAAGAUUCAAGCCAAGGCAAACGCUCAUCAUGGCAGAUCCCAUUGAAGAAGAUGUUGGAGAGCCGGGAGUUAAGUCACUUGUGAAUAUGGUGCAUAGUAACACCACAAAUUCGUCGACUUCCAAAGCAAGACACACUCUUCUGAUGUCCGAACCAAUUGAACAUGAACUAACUAACGAACCAUUCAACGAUGAGAAAAUCAAGAAGAACCUGUCAGCUGGAAGGGAGACUGGAUCAGCUAGACAACAAAGAUUCAAGCCAAGGCAAACGCUUAUCAUGGCAGAACCCAUUGAAGAAGAUGUUGGAGAGCCGGGAGUUAAGUCACUUGUGAAUAUGGUGCAUAGUAACACCACAAAUUCGUCGACUUCCAAAGCAAGACACACUCUUCUGAUGUCCGAACCAAUUGAACAUGAACUAACUAACGAACCAUUCAACGAUGAGAAAAUCAAGAAGAACCUGUCAGCUGGAAGGGAGACUGGAUCAGCUAGACAACAAAGAUUCAAGCCAAGGCAAACGCUUAUCAUGGCAGAACCCAUUGAAGAAGAUGUUGGAGAGCCGGGAGUUAAUUCACUUGCGAAUGUGGUGCAUAGCAACACCACAGGUUCUUCGACUUCCAAAGCAAGACACACUCUUCUGAUGUCCGAACCAAUUGAAGAAGUACUAACUAACGACCCGCUCAACGAAGAGAAGAGAAAGAAUAUCAGCACCAAUAGGACCCUAAUACCGAGGCGGACCAUUCUGAUGGCGGAACCGAUAGAAGAAGAGAGUAAUACGUCUAUCGCUGACAAAAUCAGUCAAUCUCAUUAUAAAUCUAACCGCACGGGAUUUAAGAAAGAAUCUUUUGACGAAAUGGUAUUCGAAAACCCUCGCCAGCCAACCAAACCGCGUCAAACUCUGCUGAUGGCAGAGCCUAUAGAGGAAGAUGUGUUCAAUCAGUCAAAGGAUCAGCCGAAGCCACAUACUGUUCCUAAAGGUAAGAUCACUCGGGAGCACUCAAGACGCCACACGCUGAUAAAUGCUGAACCCAUUGAAGAGGAUUUGGACGUACGUAAACCGCUGGAAAAUUCUAAGGAGUUAUCUGUGACUGCCAGAAUUAUUCAAUCAUUCGCGGAACCCAUUGAAAAUGCUAUUUUUUCUAUUACUGAUCAAAUAGCUAAACAUCAAUUUUCCGAGUCGGCUCAAACUCUUUCUAAGGCAGAGCGUUUAAAAAAAGAUUCGGAACCCGCAAACCACCUCCACCAGAAGCCGAGAAACACCCUUAUCUCGCAUGAUUCUAUUCAGGAGGAUUUGAGAGCCGAAGACGAAAGCUCUUCAGUUGGACCUCUGAGAUCUAGAUGCAGACAGACUCUUACCCUGGCAGAGCCCAUCGAAGAAGAUAUGAGUAUCCAUAGUAUGACCAAGCAAAAUAACACCAAUGAAUCACAAUUGGAAACUAUAAAUGUACCAAAGUUUGGUGGAUUGAGGAAUACAGGUGCCAAAACAAGACAAACCUUUCAUAUACCGGUGCCCAUUGAGGAGGAUUAUAUUCCACACCCACAGCAUAAUGAAUCUAAAACGGUGGUCAAGGGCAGAACUACGCUGCUUUUGUCCGAGUCCAUAGCAGAUGUAUCCGCUCAACAUACUGGAAAUUCGGAAAUGAAAUCAAUGGGUUCAAAGGUUUCAGCGGAGCCCAUCACGGAGGAUUUGGUCUCCAAAGGGCCACAGCUGUCACAAGCCGUGGAGGUGACUUUACCCAGAGAGAGCCUGGUUUCCGUGGCUCCGUCAUCCAGAAGACGUACAGUACUGUUAUCAGAACCCAUGGAAGAGGAUGAGGGGAGUUUUGGUGAUAGCUACCCCCCAAUUGAACGACAAGUUUCUAAAAAAUCAGAAAAACCAGAAGUAAAUAUUAAUUCACCCAACGAGUCCGUUCAAAAGGAAGAGAUGGGCACUUCUCCCAGUGCUAGGACCCAUCAAUCCAUGGCUAUGUCUGAAUCAAUGGACUUCCAAAGUCCGGCAUUCAGGUCGAGGGGUCCGGACUUCAACGCAAUGACGCCGGGAAUGUCGUUGACUGAAUUUAUGGAUCAGGAGGAGAUAUGCAAAACCCCGAUUCACAAAAGAGUGCUCAUGACUUCUCAUCGCAAAAAAUUGUCCAUGUACCAACCAGUUCCGAUAGAUCUUGAGGGAGAUGGCACUCCGAAAAAUCCCUGUCAACUAAAGCGCCUACCCACGCAUCUCACGCCAAAUCUUCCAGAGUCCAAGAAGCGACACACACAUUUAUUUACGAAUAGCAACAUUGAUACAGAAAUGGAGGACGAUCAGGAUGGUGCUUGGGGAACGACAAACAUUCAGAUGAAUUCACGGGCAAAUAAAUCACGCAGGACCUUUACAGUGGAGCAGUUGGAUGCGUCGGUGCAGCCAGUAAGGGACUAUAAUCCUGUUGUUACUGAAUUGGACAGACAGGGCGGUCUUGAUUUGCUGGUGCUGCCGCGAAAAUCAGCGUAUGACUUGGAUCUAGAGGAGAAACCCAUAACAAUCUCCGAUGUGCACAAUUACUUCCAGGAGCAAAAGGAGGAGCAGCGCAAGUCUAGCGAUAGGGAGAGCGGCAGCUCCAACGAUAGAACCUUCAAGAGCUACGCCGCAACGAACUCAAAAUUCAUUAACCUGACCGGGAACACCACAAUAUUUGCAGCCGCAGGAGUUUUGGGUGGCGACGAUAAGGAGCAGCCCCACCAGAUAGACAACGAGCAGCUAAGUCUGGUUUCCACGCUGGCGGAGGAAACAGACGAUGAUGACGAGGAGGACGAGGAGCAAGAACAAGACAAGCUUCACUUAAAAUCUGAAAUCUGCGAAGGUCAGCUUAAUGCAAUGGUAAAAGCUGGCAGCGAAGGCUCCUGCAGAAAGUGCGCGAAUUGCAAUCAAACUUUAAGCGAAACGAGGUUUAGUAGCGAUUCAUUUAUCCUGCCACCCCAGAAAUUGUGGGACUUUUCAAAGCAACAGCAACGGCUGCGCAAUAUAAGACAGAAGCCGUCUUGGAAGGAUGUGAACAGUUACUGGGAGAUCGAGGAGGAGGCUCGGCUGUCCAGGAACCAGGACUCUGACGAUUCAAUGGAGCAGACCAGGGUGGAGGAGGAGCCAACCAAGUGGAACAAAGCGGCGCUUCUAGAAAUGUGCAAGAUACAAACUGGACAACAUAAGGCCAAAGCCAAACCCCCGGAAUCUUUCUUUACACGGCUCAAACGCUUGCUGGUCGAACAGCAGCCCAACUGGAUAUUCGACUACCAACGUAAAGUGUCCCAGCAAUUGAUAUUUUACCACCGCCAGCUGACCACGUUCCGAAUCGUGGUAAACUACCGAAUUGAAGACUUGGUGGAUGAGUCGACCAUUAGCGUGUGUUCCAUUGAAUUAGACAAUGAGGUGCCCACUCCAAAGGAACAAUGGUCAACGCGUGAACACUUUUUAAACUUCCACUUAAGUCUCAGGCUGCCCCUGAAUCCUGCAGACGAGAUCGAUGGCAGUGAUGAGGGAGCUUUUUUAAAAUUUCUCAACGGCAUUGAUCGGAGAAUUGCAGAUGUCAAGCAAAAGUUUCACAACGUUUUAGCCCUUCUAGCACAGAAAAGGGCGAUGCUUGUAAGAGAAGCAAAUCGAACUAUUGUCAGAAAGAUAGUACGAAAAUGCAUCGAGCAGGAACCCGUUGUGCGUCUCGAGAAGAUCAGUUUCCUUAUCGAAAUUGGCAAUAUUGAAGACACUUCCUUCACGGACAUCCUACGCCCUGAACUGCAUCUCUUCAAUGAAAACAUUCAGUAUCUGCCCAAGGGAAUUCCCUUUCUGGAGGCCUUUCUUACCGAUCCCGAGCAGUACCUUAGGAAAUAAAUCUGUAUAUUAGAGUAUAAAAUAAAUAUUGUA
Drosophila santomea is the source of this 6582-nucleotide messenger RNA. RefSeq lists its product as uncharacterized. The record is from RefSeq and is a predicted model, not a curated record. Bases 61 to 6549 code for a protein of 2162 amino acids. Lineage: Eukaryota; Metazoa; Arthropoda; Insecta; Diptera; Drosophilidae. The transcript is spliced from 6 exons.